AGAUAUGAAAAAUGCUGUAAUUGGAAACAACAAACAAAAAGCCAACUUGAUUGUUUUGGGAGCAGUUCCAAGGUUGCUGUAUUUACUUCAGCAAGAAACCUCCAGCACAGAAUUGAGAACAGAAUGCGCAGUGGUCCUCGGGAGCCUUGCAAUGGGUACAGAGAAUAAUGUCAAAUCCCUACUAGACUGCCAUAUUAUCCCAGCCUUAUUGCAAGGAUUACUGUCGCCAGAUUUGAAGUUUAUUGAAGCUUGCUUGCGAUGUCUCCGUACCAUCUUCAUUAGUCCUGUCACUCCAGAGGAUCUCCUAUACACAGAUGCUACAGUUAUCUCCCACCUGAUGGCCCUGCUCAGCAGGUCUCGAUACACACAGGAGUACAUAUGCCAGAUCUUCUCACAUUGCUGCAAGGGCCCAGAUCACCAGACAAUCCUAUUUAACCAUGGAGCUGUUCAGAAUAUUGCACAUCUGUUAGUUUCCACCUCCUACAAAGUUCGAAUGCAAGCAUUGAAAUGUUUCUCAGUCCUUGCCUUUGAAAACCCACAGGUAUCAAUGACUCUUGUAAAUGUGUCAGUGGAUGGAGAAUCAUUACCACAGAUUUUUGUGAAGAUGUUACAAAGGGACAAGCCUAUUGAAAUGCAGCUCACAUCAGCCAAAUGCCUUACUUCCAUGUGCAGAGCUGGAGCAAUAAGGACAGAUGAUUCCUGCAUCGUUCUUAAGACUCUGCCAUGUUUGGUUCGAAUGUGCAGUAAGGAAAGACUGCUGGAGGAGAGGGUGGAGGGAGCAGAGACACUGGCCUACCUGAUAGAAACAGACGUGGAGCUCCAGAGGAUCGCCAGCAUUACCGACCACCUCAUCGUCAUGCUUGCUGAAUACUUCAAGUAUCCCAGCUCAGUGAGUGCCAUCACUGAUAUCAAAAGGCUGGACCAUGAUCUGAAGCACGCCCACGAGCUGCGCCAGGCUGCUUUCAAGCUCUACGCCUCCCUGGGAGCAAACGAUGAAGAUAUCCGAAAAAAGAUCAUUGAGACAGAAAAUAUGAUGGAUCGUAUUGUUAAUGGCUUGUCUGAGUCUAGCAUCAAGGUGCGACUAGCUGCAGUCAGAUGUUUGCACAGUUUGUCUCGUUCUGUACAGCAGCUCAGGACAAGUUUUCAGGAUCAUGCUGUAUGGAAACCUUUAAUGAAGGUUUUACAGAAUGCUCCCAAUGAAAUUCUCAUAGUAGCAUCUUCCACGCUAUGCAAUCUUCUUCUGGAAUUCUCUCCAAGCAAGGAGCCUAUUUUAGAAUCAGGAGCCAUAGAACUUCUAUGUAGUUUAACACAGAGUGAAAAUCUUGCCCUGCGUGUGAACGGCAUUUGGGCUUUAAUG
Merops nubicus (carmine bee-eater) is the source of this 1357-nucleotide messenger RNA. It is a transcript of the gene ARMC8, whose product is annotated as armadillo repeat containing 8. Gene Ontology annotation, cellular component: GID complex. The record is from RefSeq and is a predicted model, not a curated record. The transcript has 14 exons. Gene Ontology annotation, molecular function: protein binding. The annotation marks the transcript as partial. NCBI's taxonomy places the organism in Eukaryota, Metazoa, Chordata, Aves, Coraciiformes, Meropidae. Gene Ontology annotation, biological process: proteasome-mediated ubiquitin-dependent protein catabolic process.